AUGAGUCAAGAUCACAUAUCGGAUUCCGAGAAUGACGAGAAUCAGGACACAUUAAUCAUUGACAAGAAAUUGUUGUCAAAUCAAUUACUACAACUAACGCCAACCAAAAGAGAGGUGACGCGGAAACGACUACAAGAGUUGACUAAUAUAUCAUUCGAAGUUAUUGAUGAGACUAAACAAUCUACAAAUGAAGACCUACCCGUUAUUAACGAUCUACUGCCAAGUAAUAAUGACAUUAAUGAGGAUAGCGACGAGUCAGAUAUGGAUACAUUAGAUUUGAUUCGAAGACUACCGCCAAAAGUAACUUCUAAUAUAUCAAGAACUACGUCAAUCUCACAUGAUAGGGAACCUGAAAUUCCAGGUACUACAACAAAUACCACAACUCACGACGAUCAAGAAAAUGAACAUCAUCUACAGUCCUAUUUGAAUACAACAAACUCAUAUAUCACGAUGUCAGGACGAAGUUUGAGAAAGAGAAAUUUUGCAAGUACCCAUCCAUACCUUGCUGACCAAGCGCAUUAUUUGGGUCUAUCAGAUAUCAAUUAUUUAAAUGAAAUCUAUGAAGAAAAUCAUCAAAAUUUGGAGGAUGUCGUCAGAUAUUUGAAUUAUAAUUACAUAAAACUUAAAGGAAGAUACCCAAAGGAUGAGAAGUAUAAGAGUAAAAGUUUCUACACAAUAAUCAGUCGACAAUCUCACAUUGCGCAAGAGAAUGAACGUCAAGAAGAAAAAGAAUCACAGAGUAAAGUUGACAACGAUGAGCAUCCAGAGAAUAGUGACCUAGAUAACGAGGAUAAUGACGAUGAAGAAAACAACGAAUUUACAUUACAUGGCUACAAUUCUCAAGAUUAUGAAACUGAUGAAUCAAGUAACGAGCCGGAUGAUCUGUUGGAAAAAUUUAGACGACACCAUCCUAUGAUUAUUGAUGAUGAUGACAUCGAUCAAUCGGACUCGGACUCUGAUAAGUCAGAAGCAUAUGUUCAAGUUGGUGGGAAAUUUAGAAAAGAAAAGAAUGCAUUAAGAGGUGUGCUACCAGAAUCUGCUAAGAGAUUGUCAAUUUAUACGUCUGCCAAAAAACUAACACGCAAACAAAGGCAAUUUGACAAUCUAGUGAAGCCUAGGAAGGGUAUGGCCGUUAGGAAGACGGUAAGAAGACGGGCUAGAGAACGUGAUGACUUUAGUGGAUUUGUUGAUGAUAACAUUACUUAUGAUACUAACAACGAGCUUUAUCACGAAUUAUAUGAUCAACCAGUUGAAAUUGAACCAUCUGUUGCACAAAAUUUUCAUUCUUUUGAUAACAGUGAUCCGUUUUCUGAUGCUUCUUCAUCAUCAGAGGUUGAUGAGCUGGAUCACGACAGUGAUCUAGAUAUAUUUGGUGUUAAUGGGACCGUGGCUGUUGAACCUGAUGAAGAGCUAUAUGCUGGUGAUGUUGCAUCUAACCUGGAUAUGAUACCGCCAGUUUAUGAAGUUUUGGACUCUUCAGAUGUCGACAAGAAACAAAGUGAAUCAUCAGAUGUAUUUGAUUUUGAGGUUCCAGAAGGUGACUAUAUCAAUCAUAUGCUAUCAACGGGUUCAAGGGGUAAUCUGAAGGGUAAAAAGCGUCAGCUGAAUGGUACAGAACCUAGAAUUUCCAAUUCAAAAUAUUAUAAAGCGAAUGCAAGAAGGAACCCAAGAUUAUCGAAAAGUUUAAAAAGUUUAAGUUCAGGUGCACGAGAAAGCUCAUUUGGUGGCUUGCAUUAUAGGAGCAGAAAGCCCAAGAAGAAUGACAUCACAAACUAUUCAGGUAUUUGGUCUUCUGGUAAGAAAUCUAAGACAUCAAGAAAAUCGCUGGAUGACUCUUAUAGUAGGUUGCGAGUUAAAAAAAUUUCAAUGCCUAGAGAUCUCCAUGAAACGAGGAAAUCUAAAUCUUCUAUCAAGACCAGAGUCAAGAAGCAUAAUAUAACUAUGCAUAAAGAUGCCAGAAACCAAAUGACUAGACGUACUAGAGAUUUGUUUGCUAAUGAUUAUUUAUUCCUGAGAACUCCUGUUCUAUCCACUACGAUAUUUGAAGCUGAAAGUAAGACGAGAUUUGUUAACAAUAUGAAUAGAACUAUUAAUCCUUCGGCUCCACAAAUUGCUCCCGAGCUUCUUUUCGGAUCGCAGCCAAUUUUCGACCAUGGUUGCUUGUUAAAUGAGAUUAACCUCAAAAAAAUCACUGAUUUAGCAAGUGGGAAAUUUUAUCAGAUGAAUAAAGAUUCCGUUACCAUUAAUGAUUUAGGUGAGCCGGUUGUUCUUACAUUGGUAGAUAUCGACGGGUCAACUUUGAGGUAUGAAAAAUCAUUGAACAAUUUAGCAAAAAUUUUCAAAAAUGGUCAAAUGGCUAUUGAAAGUAUAAUGAUGUUGUUCUAUACUACUAUGAAAGACUUUUUGAUAUGGAAUUUAAUACUUCAAAGAACACCAAAUCCUAGACAGUGGAAGUUAACUCAAUUGUUGGUAUUGAAUAUUUUGAAUUGCAAUACAUUGACAUCAAGCAUGAUAAAAACCAUGAUCCCUUAUUGUUUACUCUUGCAAUACACAAUGGCAAUGAUUUCUCAGCUCAAUGAUUUCAAUGCAAAUUUUGAUUUGACACAAGUUAGUGUGAGAUAUUGGCAUUUAUUUUUUGACACUUUCUCACUCGACACAUUUGAAUCAUACAACAUUGAUACUGGGGCAAAACUGAAAGAGGCAGAAUCUUUCUUCAUCAUGUGUGCGUUAUUAGACAAUGAAAAGAAAUGGUGGUCUACAAUUUCUUCAGCCAUAGAACUGUAUGAUCCAAUGGAUAUUAACGUUCUAUUAGAAGCAGUGUUUUGCAUAAGUUCUAUUCCUCAGAAUCAUCUUUCUUGGAACCCACUACAGUUAGUGUACCUGAAAGCAGACUAUUCGACAUAUCCAGAAUUUUAUUACAGAUAUCUCGAGAUUGUUUAUUUAAUGAAUCAGAGAAAUAAUUGGCCCAUUGAUGAAAAGAUUGUGUUGCAAAUUUAUGCCUCGAUCACUGUGAGAAAGUUUGCUAAUUUUCCUGACGAAAUUGGAUUUCCUGAAUUAAUGAGUAAAGUUUCAACAAGACUGGAUAUACCAGGUGAUACUUUUUUCGAACAAUUCAUGCAACUAUUAUAUUGGUAUAUUUCAGGAUUAUCAGAUCCAUCAAAAGUUAAAAGAUUGGUUACCAAACUAUUUUCAAAUAACAGUUUUCUGUACACCGAUGAUCACGAACACCGUAUCAUGUUUACCAAUAGAUUAAAUUUUAUCAUCUUGUUGGCUCUGGUUUCGAGUGUUGAUUUGAAAACCCAAUUGACGAACUUGCUAGCAUCCACUCAACUGGUAAAUGAUAUGAAAUUCUUAAAAUUGGCUGCAAAUGGAGUAUUGACAUUAACAGAAAUAUCCAUGUCUAGGAAACUAAAAUUACCAAUUGAAGGAAUAUCUCUGGUAGUCCAAUGUUGUAUUUGUAAUUAUUUUACAGGUAUAGGUGUUUUGAAAUUUUGGAACAAAUUUGUAAACUCCAUAAGAGAUUUAUUGAGUGAGUCGUUGGAUUACGUACCGCAUAUGGUUCAGUUUUUGGCAUUAUCGAAAGUUAUAGAUGGCAAGAAUAUUCCUGAUAGGAUUAACACUGAUAUUUUCCAGCUCUACUCCAUUAUUGCAGCAUCUUUGGUUAAACAAAAACACUUGGUGAUGCCUAAAUAUAGAAAGUCGAUAGAACAGUUAGAGGAGUGCGUUUCUUUCCUUCUUCAGAAACAAAUGGGUCGAAUUCCGUUACCAAGUGUCAAUGAAGAAAGCAAGGUGGUUGAUUUGGUUGAAAUUUUGAUUUCUAUCUGGGUUCUGUGUGUUUAUUUGUUAAACGGGAAUUGGGAACAACUAGUUUUGCAGACAUUUCCGUACACGGGAAACCAUCAGCUGCGUGAAAAGUUCGUUCUAUAUUUCUAUGCGAAUAUCUUGAAAUUCUAUGAUUUGAAAACUUGUCAAGAUAUUGUAACUACAUCAGUUUUGAAAGACUUGGUAAGGUUCAGUCCCUCUUGUUAUUUAAGUGAGUUGAUGAGAAAAUUAACCAAAGAUAAAUGGGAUCUCUUUGUUUUUCCAAAUAAUGAUAAUAUCACUUCUACGACAAUUGAAAAUUCGAGACACACUGUUAUCACGUCCAUAAUUAGGAAUAUAACGCAUUCACGUAAGUGCAGUAAAGUGGAACAGCGAUUAUUCAUUCAGGAAAUACUCACGACCUUGAAUUCCGAAUUUGAAAAGUAUUACUCGUCUACAAAAUAUAAAGUAUUCUGUUCCAGUGUUGUCAAAGAAAUCCAAAAACAGUGCGACCCGGAUAUUGUGGAUGAAUCCACGGUACAUAACUUGGCUUCAAGAGUUGGUAUACUGGAAAAUGAAUGGACUCAAUUUAAAAUAAAAAAAUUACCUUUGAAGCAGAAAUUACAAACAUUUGCUACUGAAUUUCAUAAUGCGCUAUAUUUUGGAGGUGAUUAUGUGUCUGUUCUUGAAAAAUUCACGUUUGGAGACGGGGUUGAAUUGAUUUACCAUUUGGUUUCCAUUUAUGCACAAGAUAUACUGAUUGGGAAUUCUACAAAGUGGAGAAUAAUACAUGUGUUCUUGGAUUUUUUGGAUAGUAAUAUUAGAUGUUUCAAGUUUCAUAUAUUAAACGUUAAUUUUAAAAGAUUCUUGAGAUUGCUUAUGGAGCUACCAACCAUCAUGUGUCCUAUUUCCAUAUCUGACAAAUUUUUCAGAAUUUCCGCCAUGAGAUCAAUAUGUUCAAUUUUAAAUUUUUGUAAAACAUUAUUCAACGGGUAUAGUGACAGAAAUGAAAUCCAAGAUAUGUGGACUUCAUUCAAAGGAACUUCUCGACAGGAACAGUAUGAAUCGCAAAAUUUGGCAUGUUCUUAUUCUUCAUUUAAGUUAUUGGAUAUAAUCGAUGGUGGAUUUUCAAAUGAACCAUCGUUUGAAGACAUCACCCAGGACAAUUUGGACAUAGCCAAAAGAAUGUUGAUUUCGGAGACCUUCCUUCUUAAAACCAAUAUGAUUGAUUCUGAGAAUAGAACACUUGACUUUGAUUUUGUAUUUUAG
This is a messenger RNA of Candida tropicalis MYA-3404, 5070 nucleotides long. RefSeq names its product Mms22p (gene MMS22). The record is from RefSeq and is a predicted model, not a curated record. Gene Ontology annotation, biological process: replication fork processing; DNA repair. The transcript has a single exon. The coding region runs from base 1 to 5070 and encodes 1689 amino acids. Gene Ontology annotation, cellular component: nucleus. Lineage: Eukaryota; Fungi; Ascomycota; Pichiomycetes; Serinales; Debaryomycetaceae.